Tachysurus vachellii is the source of this 623-nucleotide messenger RNA. It is a transcript of the gene cplx3a, whose product is annotated as complexin 3a. Lineage: Eukaryota; Metazoa; Chordata; Actinopteri; Siluriformes; Bagridae. Gene Ontology annotation, molecular function: syntaxin binding. The transcript is spliced from 3 exons. The record is from RefSeq and is a predicted model, not a curated record. Gene Ontology annotation, cellular component: SNARE complex; terminal bouton. Gene Ontology annotation, biological process: neurotransmitter transport; regulation of neurotransmitter secretion; synaptic vesicle exocytosis. Bases 25 to 495 code for a protein of 156 amino acids.
UGCAAAGCCUUGUGUGGUUGAGUGAUGUCGUUCAUGGUGAAACACAUGAUAGGGGGACAGCUGAAGGAUCUCACCGGGGGUCUUGGAGAAGAGAAGGCUGAAGGGGAGAAGUCAGAGGCGUCGGCCAUAGGGAUGACACAGGAGGAGUUUGAGGAGUAUCAGCAGCAGCUGGCAGAGGAGAAGGUGGAGCGAGAAGCCAACUUUGCACAGAAGAAAGCAGAGAGAGCCACAGUCAGGAGCCAUUUUAGGGAAAAAUACCGACUGCCCAAGAGUGAGCUGGAUGAAACACAAAUACAGGGCGCAAGCAAGGAUGUGGAACUGCCCUCAGAGCUGGCUAAAAUGAUCGCAGAGGACAACCAAGAGGAAGAGCACAAAGAGUCUUUCCUGGGUCAGCUCAAAAGCUUACAGGAUGUUGAUAUGGACCAGCUGAAGGACAAAGCACAGGCCACAUUCGUAGACCUCAAAGAGACAGCCGAAAAAUGUGAAGUAAUGUGAUUGAGGCUCUUAAACACUUUAAAUCUCAGGAUAAAAGAGCUAAUCUGACUUAUUUCUAUUAACUCUCCAUAUAGUAAUCUCAUAUUUAAGCAUAAACAGCACAUUCCUUACACUUAGCCUAUGCAAAU